Molecule: messenger RNA, 153 nt
Organism: Bipolaris sorokiniana ND90Pr
Lineage: Eukaryota; Fungi; Ascomycota; Dothideomycetes; Pleosporales; Pleosporaceae
Exons: 1
Source: RefSeq, a predicted model, not a curated record
UUACUACCUAUAGCACAAAUAGUAUAUAACAACAAAACAUUAGAAUUAAUAAGUAAAAUACUGUUUUUCGCUAACUACGGACAACAUCUAAAUUUCUUUACUAGAAUAUACCUAAGUCUGAAAAUAGAAGUAGUAAUAGUAAUAGCUAAAUAA